Molecule: messenger RNA, 1566 nt
Organism: Sinocyclocheilus anshuiensis
Lineage: Eukaryota; Metazoa; Chordata; Actinopteri; Cypriniformes; Cyprinidae
Gene: lactb2
Product: lactamase, beta 2
Exons: 7
Coding region: 125-991 (288 amino acids)
Cellular component (GO): mitochondrial matrix
Molecular function (GO): RNA endonuclease activity; single-stranded RNA binding
Source: RefSeq, a predicted model, not a curated record
UUUAUUUUGUAAACUGACUUUUGAACAGGAAGUGUCUGCCUGAAAUGCUCCAGUCUUCUCUGUAGCAGGAGUGUUUUCAGGGGUCAUUUAAAGUUCGUGGCGUGCCUGUGUGGGCCUGGUGAAAAUGUCCGCGGUGAUUCCUCGUAUCGAGCAGCUGUCAUCGAGAGUGGUGCGUGUUUUGGGCUGUAACCCGGGCCCCAUGACACUGCAGGGCACCAACACAUACCUGGUCGGGACAGGCAGAAGGCGAGUGUUAAUUGAUGCAGGGGAGCGCGCGGUACCGGAGUAUAUUGUCAAUCUGCGCGAGGCUCUGAAGCAGCACGACACGUCCAUACAGCACAUUAUAGUCACACACUGGCAUCACGAUCACACUGGAGGACUGCAGGAUAUACUCUCAAACUUUCACACAGAUUCAGAGCUGAGGGUCAGUAAACUCCCUCGGUGUCCUCCACAGGAAGAAGUGAUUGGAGAACAGAAUAAAUAUUUCUAUCUCAGUGAUGGUGAUGUGAUAAAGACUGAAGGGGCAACAUUACGGGUGCUGUUUACUCCUGGACACACAGAUGAUCACAUGGCAUUAUUGCUGGAGGAGGAGCAAGCUGUGUUUUCAGGUGACUGUAUUCUUGGAGAGGGAACGGCCGUGUUCGAGGACCUCCAUGAUUACAUGAAGUCACUGCAGAAGCUCCUCAGCAUGAAGGCUGACCUCAUAUAUCCAGGUCAUGGUCCAGUGGUCCAAGAUGCAUGUUCUAAGAUCUGUGAGUACAUAACUCACCGCAACGCAAGAGAACAGCAGAUCCUAAACGUUCUGCAGGAGAACAGCGGAAAUGCGUUCACCUCCAGCGAGCUGGUUAAAGUGGUGUACAAGGAGACCCCUGAACACCUGCACAGAGCAGCAGAGUUUAACUUGCUGCACCAUUUAAAGAAACUCCACAAGGAAGGAAAGAUCUGCCUGGCUGAAGGCUCAAAUGACAAGAAGUGGAAGAGCAAUUUGUGACUUUUUUUUCCCAGCACACUCAUCACCCACAGUGACUAAUAAAAGGUUCCCAGUGAAGUGAGAUGGACUUAAAGGGACACUGGGACUAGUCACUUUUUUCAAAUGUUGACCUUCUGUGAAAACCUGCUCUGAUAGGAGGCUAUUAACAUUUACAUUUAUUUAGCAGACACAUUUUGUAAGUGCCUUACAAAUGGCCACAUUUAAACAGUAUAAAUCAUGCAAUACAAAACCAUUCAUAAAAUGGGAAAACAUGUAAAAGGUAAUGACCUUUGUAAUCCUGUGAAAUGUUAUUGUUGUUUUGGACAUAUACUGCCAUCUGAUGAAUGUAGCAUCACAUGAAAACAAUAGCAAAAAAUAAUUUAUUCCAUGAGAGACUGUACAAUAACAUGUAAAUAAAAGUAAAAUAAAGCAACUUUUAUGAGGCUAAUGAUAUAACUGGAAUUAUAUUAUGUCUAUAGCUGUAAUUAUUUAAUGAGAUAAAAAUAUCAAGUCUCUUUAAUUUGUAACAUUUAAUCAUUUCAAAUGUUGUACAUCCCUGCGGGAUUUUGAUGUUGGAAGCAUUUCAUUGACUAAUU